Nicotiana tabacum (common tobacco) is the source of this 1842-nucleotide messenger RNA. RefSeq lists its product as uncharacterized. Gene Ontology annotation, cellular component: nucleus. Gene Ontology annotation, biological process: regulation of DNA-templated transcription. Gene Ontology annotation, molecular function: DNA-binding transcription factor activity; sequence-specific DNA binding. The record is from RefSeq and is a predicted model, not a curated record. NCBI's taxonomy places the organism in Eukaryota, Viridiplantae, Streptophyta, Magnoliopsida, Solanales, Solanaceae.
UCCAAUCUUGGAAGUUGUGUCGCGGUUAUCUGGCAGGACACGUGUCGUUUCCGCACCCCUCCUCCUCCUCUGUUUCCUUUUUGCUGCCUCCUCAAUACUCACCAAGUACUCUCACUCGUUACCUUACUAGUUACCACCUGAUAUGUUAGUUUGUAUGCAUGAACUACGAAGAGAUACACAAAUCGGCGCCGUGCACGGCGGACGGUAGGUUUUCCGAUGAUAAACUGGUGGAAUUUGAGUGGGAAGCGGCGGAGGCGUUAGCUCGUUUGUCGCAUCCGGUGACUGGCGAUGUUCAACUCUGCAUGGACGCCCGGGAUGCAGCUGGCUUAUAUUCGACAGAGCAAGAAAUAGCCAUUCAGUCUGAGGAUGAAUCUGAACUCGAUACAAGUCUUCUAUGUGCUUCAAAUAAUCCACCAGUUACCAGCGGCAAAUUGAGGCAGGAUUUGACUGAGGCGGAGAAGGAAGGAAGGAGGCUGCGCCGUGUAUUUGCAAAUAGAGAAUCUGCGAGGCAGACAAUUCGCCGAAGACAGGCCAUGCAAGAGGAAUUGACAAGAAAAGCAGCAGAUCUUGCAUUGGAGAACGAAAAUUUGAAGAAGAAUAAGGAGCUUGCUGCUGCGGAGUAUAGUUCUUUGAGGAACAAAAAUAAUAGCUUAAAAACGCAGAUGGCUAAAAUAGUUAAGGCGGAAGUUCAAGAAACAGACGAUGAGUCUAAGUUGAUCACAUCUGUGGAAACUCCUAGUACUUCGACUACAUUCCCAACUUUCCUCCAUAACCAAACUCAGGCAACGCCGUUCUUCUGGUCCUUUCAACCUUUAGAUGGUCUACCAUUACAAAGUGGUUCGCAAAGUAUUUCUGGUAUUACACGACAGCUGCCUAUACCUCUUGGAGAAUUUAAACCGUCUGACCAAUUAACUAGAAAGUCACGUGAUGAUGAACAAGCCAGAGACUCCUUUAUAUAUACUUCCGUUCCCUUGGCCGAUGCCAUUCCAUGCGCAAAGUAAUCCAUUUUAUCCACCGUCCUCAAAUCAUAAUGACCAACACGGGACUUCUGUUGUUCAUUUAUGUAGUACUUCAACUCCAAGAACCACGGUCAACAUGGAGAACCACCUAACAACUCCUCUGAAAGUUGAAACAGAAACUACUGACUCAAUGGAUACUAUAUAUUCAUAGAGACAUCCUUCACGAAGCUGACAGUGCUUAUCUACGAAAUGAAGGUGCAUCUGAAGGAAGAGAGCAGAUAUUAGGGGUUCGGUCUAAAGGGAUGUUCCAGAUGACUGCUACUUCAAGUCCUUCCAUACAACCAGUUAUUGCUAGACAAAGUGACGACCCUCAACAAGACAAAGUUACUUCUUCUGCUCGUGGACACGUAGCCGGUGCCUUCCCUAAAAUGUAUCAAGAACGUCUUUCAUGCUCUAGCAACGCUUCUGCAGAUGCCAUUAUAGCAGCAAAGGCCCGUAGGAAGAGGAAGGAGCUUAUGAAAUUAAAAAGCCAGUGUUAUUAUCAGUUCCAUUAAACCGGUAAGGUUCUAAGGCAUGAGAUUAGCAGAAAAGAGAAAGAAUAAAUUACUAGAGAUCAAAUUACUAUGUUUUUUUACCAUUGGAGAUUUACUUCUGUAUGAGGUGGUGAUGGUAAUGAAUAAUUGCUGAGCCACAGAGAGGACCAAGCUCAAGUACUUUUCUCCACUGGAUUUUGGUUUGAGUUGUUUCUCUUUUUCCCCAUAUUCUCUUCAGUAUCUGUUUGCUGUAUGUCUUUUGGUGCUAAACCAUUGAAACUGUCGAGGCUAUACUUUUGUAGAACCAGUAUGUUAUAACUUUGUAACGUGAUUCAUGCAUUAAUUAUCUA